AUGGACGCAAUCUCCGUUUCGAAGCGGUCAGCCGCGUCUGCAGCGUCCGCGGGUUCAGGCUCUCGACAAGCCCUAGCUGGCCUGCGGAACGGCGGCACCUCAAAAGCUACGCUGCUGAAGGAAAUGCAGAUGGCUGCGGAGGACCAGUUCGCCGACUCUUCGCCCACGGGUGACGCCGUGUGCAGCAACCUCGACCACUUUCGCGAAGCGACUUCCUUUUUUCAGGACCUCGCGCGACUGACCGAUAUUUCUGCAUCCCUCUGCAAAGCUGUGCACACUCCGUCAGCGACGAGGGCAUCGGCUACUGAACUUUGCCAGCCGACGCCGGUGCAGCGUGUCGAAGAGCUUGUUGCGUUGGUGGCCUGUUGUGCCAGAGUGCUGGACCGCUACCAAACUCAGCCGACACUCCUCGAUCGCCAUCUACUCCAAAUGGUCGAACCGUUGGCUCACGUCGUGCAAAACCACCUAAACCUCAUCCCCUUUGUCACACCGGUGGGCACGACUGGAAAUGACACGCUGAAGCUGCGGGGCUCCGACAGCGUUGCCUCUAAAAGCCAUCGCGACUCUGUGGACGAUAGGAACGCGUCCGGGGGGGCAGCGAAUAGCGUGGACGUGUUGGCGGCGUCACUGUCUCUGAGGCUUCUGCUUCACCUCGUUUACUCGCUCUGCAAAGUUCGUGGGUACAAGGCUAUCCAGCUGUUGCUUCCGCAGAGCCCCGAGCUCCUCGAACCCGUUGUCGACUUAUGCGAGAUUCUUUUCGAGGCUGAGAUUUCUUCUGGCGUCGCAGAUUCCGCGCCUCUGCAAGUGCAAACCGCUUCGCCCUCACGUGCCUCUCCAGGUGCUGAAUCCACAGAGCGCGGGUCCGUGGCCUCUGCAGGGGUUGAGGGGGAGGAACCGAGCUCGCAUGAAGGCGCGGCGGCGACCGGGUGCGCAGAGACGACAUCGAAGACAGGACUGGGAGAGCGAGCAGCAAACGGGGAGGCCAGGGGACACAUACUCGACGACGGGCGGGCAAGUUUCCAGGAGCUGCUGUCCUUUGCGAAGCAGCUGCCUCUCUGGAGCACGCACUACUCUCUGCUUGUGUGGCUCUCUCUGCUCGUCCUGGCUCCCUUCGGAUUAGAAAGCCUCGACAGCUCGCUUCACGCGGGUCGAGAGGCAGGGAGAGAAGAAGCUACUGGGCAGGAAGGCCUCGCGACAAAGCGACCUCAGACGCUGGGCCUUCGCAUCGUUCUUCUUGCGGAGGCGUACCUCCGCACGACUAACACGAAAGCGAGCGAUGCAGCGGCCUUCGCGCUCGCGCGGUUUUUCAGCCGUCCGGAUAUAUCUGCGAAGGCUCCAGAGCUCUUCCCUCACUUCCUCGGUUUCUGCCAGCAGUCCCUUUUUGCUGGAAAAACGAAGUCCGCCUCCACGUCUUCAACUUGGGCUGUUGCCACUGCGGCUCCCCGGGGAUCCGAAGCAACCAGCACCGAGGCGACCUCGCCUCCCGGCGCUGGCGCUUCCUCUCCUGAGCUCGACGGAAGUUCCCCUUCGUCUGUGCCGAUAUUUCGCCGCGCCAAUGCAAUUCGAGCUUUGAACGAGAUUCUGAAGAUUAUCGGACGACGUGCAGUUCUCCCUGAGCUCCCGCGCCUGCUGUCGCUCCUCGGCCUCACGUCCUGCGAAGACGAGCGGAGCCUGUGGACGUCGCUGUCCUCCCUCUCUGCUCUCUUUCGCAAGCUGCGCUGCAGCUGCGCCGCGCGCCUCUGCAUGCUUCUUCUGCCGCCGGUCAACACGCGGUCGCUGCGGUGGAGGUACACGCCGCACGCGCGGUGCCUCACCACGCUUCUCCAAGAGAGGAAACAGCCAGCCACUCCGGGGGCUGGAGAGGCCGCGGCGGUAAGCCAGGCGCAGCAGGCCCACGACCUGCGGGGGGAACCCGACGAUGAAGAAGAGGAAGAAGAGGACGUGCCUGAGCAAGUUGAAGAAGUCAUCGGGCUCCUCCUUGAGAGACUCUCCGACCGCGACAGCGCCGUCAGGUGGACUGCGGCGAAGUCAGUCGCCAGAGUUGUCAUGCAGCUGCCGAGGGACUUUGCCGACCAAGUCGUCGCCACGGUGCUUGACUCGCUCGCGUCGGUGCCGCUCUCGUCGUCGCUGACCUCCAAGCGCCUGUGGCAGGGCAGCUGUCUGGCCCUCGCGGAGCUGCUGCGCCGCGGGCUCGUUGGGCUCCAGCGGCUGGGCGCGUGCUGCGCGUCGCUGCGCCUUGCGCUGGCUGCUGAGGCGGGCGGGAGCUGCGCCGCCGGAGAUACCAGCGCGGCGGCGGCAGUCGCUGCGCUGAGAGACGCCGCUUGCUACGCGGCCUGGAGUCUCGCUCGGUCUUACUACCGCACAGAGGCUUUGAAGAAAGAAGUGGAAACGCUCUCCCGCUCCCUCCUCCUCGUUGCGCUCUUCGAUCGCGAAGUCAACUGCAGGCGAGCAGCGGCGGCGGCCUUCCAGGAACUCGAGGGCCGGCACGGCGGCAUUCCUUGCGGCCUGAGAAUCGUCACGCUGGCGGACUUCUUUGCGCUGGCAACGCGGCGCUCGUCGUAUCUGCGCGUUGCCCCUGAAGUAGCCAGCCUCCACCGCGACUACGCGCGCUUGCUGCUCCAAGCGCUGUCGGCCUUGCUUCUUUCGCCGUAUGAAGACGAAGAGAUCCGCACCUUGGGCGCCGCCGCCCUCAAGCGCAUUGCUGUCAGGGAGCGCAGACUCGCCGCAGAGGAGAUCCUGCCGACGAUCCUCGCCAAGUCGACGGCCGCGGAGGAGGACUUUGGGACGCGCCACGGAGCCCUCCUCGGGCUCACGGCGCUGACGGAGGCCCUCUGCGGCAAGCGGCGCCCGCAGCCCUGCAGCGCGGCUGGCGGGGCAAGUGCUCCAGGAAGCGAGACCGGCGAGGGACAGGAUCCAGACGCCGGCGGCGAGGGUCUCCCCGAGGAGCUUCAAGCGGAGAUUCGGCAAGUCGUUCUCAAAGUCGAGAAGCAAAGGCAGUAUCGAGGCAAGGGCGGAGACCUUUGCCGGGUGGCUGUCUGCAAACUCAUUCAGGGCCUGGCCUCCUCACCCUCGAUCACGUUCAAGGCUGCGACGGCGCGGCGGUACCUGACCACGCUGCUGGAGGGGCUGCGUCACUUCAGCGAGACCGUGCAGUUGGCGGCAGCUGAGGCCCUGCGCACUCUGCUUCACCUGCGCAUGCCGGCCGCGGAGGCCCUCGAAGCGCUGCUUCCCAAGCUCGCUAAGAAUCUCGCCAACCCCGAUGAGCACGUGGCGGCCCGAAGGGGCUACGUACUCGCCCUCGCGACCCUCGCUCCCGAAGUCUAUCGCCGGUGCCUCAGCCAGCGGAAGCCGCUCGGCGCGGCGGCGGGACCGCUCGCAGGCGCCGCGCCUGCAGAGAGCUCGCUUGGGGAGCCGCGGGGAGCCUUCGGAGGCGACGCUGCGGCAGACGCCGCCGCGGGAGACUCCUUCGAGGGAGACUUGCUGGAGGUCCUCUGCCGCGAAGCGACGUCCCUGGCCCCCUGCGGCCAGCCUGCGCUGGGUGAUGCGCAGACGCGACGAAAUGCGUUGAUCGCGCUGGGCUCUGCGCUUUCCGCGAUUCUGACUUCGCGGCUGCCGCGAGCGGACAAGGCUCCAGAGCGGGGAGGCGCGACCGCGACUGCGGGAGAACCUCCUGGGGCUCCUGCGGAGGAAGCCAAGGAGGAGCCUGAAGGGCACUCGCUUCCGUCUUCUUCUUGGGCGAAAGUCGUGGAUACCCUGGAGGCUUGCAGCGCAGACUUCCAAGCAGAUGAACGCGGUGACGUCGGGUCGUGGGUGAGGGAAGUCGCCUGCGAGACCGCGUGCUUCAUUCUAGAGAACGUGUCGCAAAGGCGAACGCGCCACGCAGCCCGACCACGAGGCCCUCCGGAGCCCAGCGCGGGCGCGGAGGGGCUCGGGGACCCCAAGUGUGAGGCGGCGGGGGGGCGCGAGCCGCAAGCCGACGACGGCGCCGGCGGCCUGAGUCGAGAAGACACGCUGCGCUUGGUAAAUCUGGUUGUCCGCAUGGCGAUGGAGAACUUGGAUAGAACGCGGAGCCGAGCGGCGUUUCUGCUCUACCACAUGACUGCGCCGCUUUGUCUUCAGCGAGAAGACAUGCGCGUCGUGACGCAUAUUCCGCCAUUCAGAAUUGAGUGGAUUUGGGGGCGCGUUUUCCACGACUACUCCUACGAGCUGGGCGCCGCGGGCAUUCCGCCCCUGGAGGAGCCCUAUCCCGACGCGGCUGAGGGAGAGUCGCCUCCCUUGCGCGCAGCCCCGUGCUUUCUGACUCUCUCCCUCGGCUCGCAGAGCCCGCCCUUCCUGCGGCUUCUUCAGAGGAGUCUCCUGCCGGUGGCCGUGCGGCAGAAGCUCGCGUUCGAAGACACGAAGCCCGAGCUGCCCUUCCAGCGUCUCAACCUCUCUGACCUCUCCUCCGGCGUGCCCGUUGCGAACCUGGGCUCGGCGUCUCCCUCGCCCUCUGGCGCCGCGGCUCUCCCGGCAGCGUCGCCGGCGUCUGGGGCCGGCUUGUCUGCUCCUCAAGCCUCCAGCGGGAGGGGCCUUUUAGGCGGAGGGCGCGAUCCGCAGAGCCCCGAGUUCAGAGAGGACGGAGACGAAGGCGAGUCUUUCUGGGAGACGGGGGGGAGUUUUGAUUUCCUCUUGGAGCUCUCUGUGAUCGACGGCGGCUGCGCGACGCUCCACAAGACGCGGAAAGCUGGCGUUCUCCUACGGCUGCCGCUGUUCACCGACCCAGAAGUGACCUACCCGCGCCUGCUCCCGCUCCUCCUGCUCCCCCCGUAUAGAAGGAGAGCCGCCGAGGGCUCCUGCCUGGGCCUCGGGGCCGCGAUGGGCAGCACCGCGGACAAAACAGCGGAAGCCUUUCUCUCAUUCAUGACCGACGUGAAGCGGCUGGCGCAGCCUCUCCACGGGAAGUCCGCAGAAGCGGGCGCUGGACAGGACCGGGCGACCUGCGGCGCAGAUGAACUCUCCUCGUUUUACUGCGGCUGCGUCGCAGCGCUGCAAGCAACUGAAACCAGCGAAGAUGAGGCGAGGGAGAAAGGACUUCGUGCGCCAAACGCCGUGGUGACGCACGCGCUAGUCGAAGUUCUGGCGGAGUGUGCGGCGGCGCUGAGAAGCGGGGCGUCAAGCGCCUACAUCGAAAAGCUCUCGCUAGCCAGUCUGCGGGCUGUGACCCUCGUGCUGAGCAACGAGAGCGUCACUCCCGAAGACGUGCCGCGUCUUCUGGCGCUCCUGACCGCCGGUCCCUUCGCGCGAGGCGCGUGGCUUCGGUCUUUCCAGUUGGUGAAGAGUCGCUGCGAGGCGUUUAUGGCUCUCGCCACAGCGACAACAGGCGCCGGCGACGCCUGCGAAGAACGACGCGAAGCGGCCGCGACCGAGGCGCAGAAAGUCGCGCUGUGCCAUGCCUUGAGCUUCCUUCUCCAUCGGUUCCCUAAAAUUCGGUCGUUGGCGGCCGAGGCGAUCUACGGCUCUCUGCUGUGUCUCUCCCCCGGCACGGAUUUUUUGGAUGACGCUGCAUACGCGGAAAGGGCCGUCAGCCAGUCGGUCCCGGCCUCAGGCCCCGCCUGCGCCGACGGCGAGCCGCUCGCUUCGGGGCGCGUGUCUGACGAUUUCUUGCGCCUCUCAGAGCAGCAGUUCGACGAGGCAAUGGAGUUGCUCACGCUGACGCCCUGGCUGGAGCUGGAUGUGCAGGGCGAGGGGACAAGCGCCGCAUGCGGCUCGGCCGUGGGAGGCGCGGAGUCGCGCCUCGGUGCAUCGGCGCUGGAGGCUGACGCCGAGGCAGCGGCCUGCUCCGUAGAGCGUCUCGCGGUCCUUCUCGGCGUGCAGAAGCAGUGGCGUGCACUAGCUCUGAAAAAGAAGUCAAAGGCAACUGAAUGA
This is a messenger RNA of Besnoitia besnoiti, 5904 nucleotides long. RefSeq lists its product as uncharacterized. Gene Ontology annotation, biological process: tubulin complex assembly; microtubule cytoskeleton organization; post-chaperonin tubulin folding pathway. The coding region runs from base 1 to 5904 and encodes 1967 amino acids. Lineage: Eukaryota; Apicomplexa; Conoidasida; Eucoccidiorida; Sarcocystidae. The transcript has 9 exons. The record is from RefSeq and is a predicted model, not a curated record. Gene Ontology annotation, molecular function: beta-tubulin binding; GTPase activator activity.